Molecule: messenger RNA, 459 nt
Organism: Penicillium coprophilum
Lineage: Eukaryota; Fungi; Ascomycota; Eurotiomycetes; Eurotiales; Aspergillaceae
Exons: 1
Coding region: 1-459 (152 amino acids)
Source: RefSeq, a predicted model, not a curated record
AUGGGAGAGAGUAGCGAUGAAGAGACCACAUCAUCGCCGCAAUAUCCAGAAACAAGUCCGUCUAUAGGGGCACCACAGAGACAUCUCAGAGUGCCGUCAGUAUCAUCUGAUCCAUCUGUCUCCAAAGUAAAGCGCCGUUCCAGUUCCCCUAAAGACCGCACUGCUGCCUCGAAGAAGAGUCGUCGCAUGAGUAUGACAGAUCCGACCGCGCCAGUCAGCCCCACGAUCAUGACAUGGGUCAUCAGCGCCGGAGUUGUCGUUCUAUUCUCCGCAAUCAGCUUUUCCGCGGGAUAUAUGAUCGGCCGUGAGGUCGGAAGAGUUGAGGUUGGAAUGAUGGGAGAUGGUGUUCCUGGUCCUCGCCCCUCCACGGGGUGUGGGCAGGAAGCAGUCCGGGGCGGACUGCGAAAACUGCGCUGGGGAUCCGCGGCUGCCGGAUCUGCUAGUCUUGCAUCAAUGUAA